Nilaparvata lugens (brown planthopper) is the source of this 5262-nucleotide messenger RNA. Its product is annotated as carboxylesterase 1C-like. The transcript is spliced from 11 exons. NCBI's taxonomy places the organism in Eukaryota, Metazoa, Arthropoda, Insecta, Hemiptera, Delphacidae. Gene Ontology annotation, cellular component: postsynaptic membrane; synapse; cell surface. Gene Ontology annotation, biological process: synaptic vesicle endocytosis; postsynaptic membrane assembly; neuron cell-cell adhesion. The record is from RefSeq and is a predicted model, not a curated record. Gene Ontology annotation, molecular function: signaling receptor activity; neurexin family protein binding.
UCAGUUCGCAGUUGUUGCGUCAAGUCACACCUAUGGCUCUCCUCUCUGGCUGGAGUUGAAUUCAUGAGUUGUGAGUUCAGUCAGCAGUUGUUGCGUCUAGUGACUGAUUGAGUGCGCGAUGGCGUUUGCCCGCUUCAGAUGUCGUUGGCUGCAGCUGGUAGGCUGCCUCAGCACCGGCGUUUUUUUGGCGGUCGCUAUCUCUGUCGGCGCGCAGGAUCCAUCUGUCGUAUUGCGUCAGGGUCCUCUUAGAGGGAUCAAAAUCUAUACAGAGUCGAGAACCAGUAUAAUUGCAUAUUUGGGAAUUCCGUACGCAAAGCCACCAGUUGGUGAGUUGAGGUUUAUGGCUCCAGAGCGUCAUGAAGGCUGGGACAGAGUUCUAUUCGCUGCGAGUUUCGCUCCAGCUUGCUCGCAACCGGUGCAACAGCUCAUGCCCAACCUGGCUCCUGUCUCUCAACAGGAUGAAGACUGCCUUUAUCUCAAUAUUUGGACGACUGAGAUAGCUUUGAACUAUCGCAAUGCUCCCGUAGUAGUUUUCCUAGAAGGAGAGGGCUUCAUUUCUGGCUCUCCGAACCGAUUUCCCGGACAAGACUUGGCAGCAGAGGGAGUGGUCGUUGUCUCUGUUGGCUACAGGAUGAAUGUUUUCGGUUUCUUGUGCUUGGAGGACACCGAGGUGAGAGGUAAUAUGGGUCUGCUGGACCAGUACUUGGCACUGCUGUGGGUGAGGGAGAACAUAGACAAGUUCGGUGGAGACAGCCGCAGCGUCACACUCAUGGGCCACUCGGCAGGGGCCGCCAGUGUCCUCUUCCACAUGAUCUCCCCUCGCACUACUGGUCUCUUCCAUCGAGCCAUCCUAAUGUCAGGAAGUAUCACAUCACCGUGGGCGCACUCCCAAAACCCAAGUAAUGCGUCUCGAGCCAUCGCCCGCAGUCUCGGCUGUCACACUAGUAACAAUUCAAAGGUUAUAGUAACUUGCCUUCGAAAUAAAUCGACAUCAGAAAUACUUAGGGCGUAUGAGGCGCAGUAUAUGAAUGGAAAUUGGAGUUUCCUAGCACUGCCGGUUAUCGACUCAUUCCUUCCAGAGAUCGAACAGUAUCUGCCAAAACAACCAGAAGAGGCUCUGGCGUCCGGAUUAUUCUUGAAAGUUCCAAUUCUAACAGGAAUAACUAGUCAUGAAGGAAGCAUCGCUGUAUCUCAACUGGGUGAUUUGCUAUCUCAAGGCUACUCACAGAUGAAACAGUUCAUAGUGUCAUCAGUGAUACCGUCCAUCCUGAAUCGCUACGGAUUCACCAACCAUCAUACGUUUCCCACGGUUGCUGCUCUUCUGGAAUGGCAGUAUGUGGACAGCGCCCCCACUGGAGAUUCCAACGCUCUUUUGUCCCAACUUUUAGAUAUGUACUCUGACGCUCAAUUCAAAGCACCCCAUGAGAAACAACUGAAACUGCUUUCUCAUUCCGUCUCUGAUCAAGUGAAUUUUGUUUAUGCCUAUCGAUUUGAACAACAAGGCGUGGAUAUGUAUGCUAAAACACUGAAUGUCUCAGGUGAGGUCUCAAUAUAAUUUCAAUUUCUAUCUAGGCCUGCUUCAGUGAAUUCCAUAUUCCAUCUGUUCUAUAUAAAAACUAGACCCAUAUUAGUGCUGAUAAUACGACAGCUUGGAAUUGAAUUAAUAUUUUCUGGUUCUAUUUUUAGAAAUCUAAGCCCCAGUCCGUAUGGUUACGGUGUAACUUGGCGGCGUUACACUCCUGAGGAAGGAAAUUACAUAAUUCUGAAAACUGACAGCACACAGCCUCCCCAGCAGCCGGUGCUGUGGGCCCCUCCCACCAAUGCUAACUCCAAGUACCAGAUACGCUUGUGGAACGAUCUGCUGCCUAAAUUCACAAAUAUAUCCAAUGCCUUCGCUUUGAGGAAUUUCAGGGCAAAUAUCACUGAUCUUCAUCUUCCUAAUGAUCAACCGUACAGGAACGCCAUGUACACACUGAUCGCAUUUGUGAUAGUGCUGUUGAUACUGUUGAUAGUGUGCGUGGUUCUACUGAAGCGUCGAGCCAAAGAGAGGGAACGAGACCUUUUUUGACAAUCAAAAGGCAGAUCUGAAGAUAAGACACCGACAGGGGAAGUGACGGGGCCGGCUGAUUCAACAGCAGCUGGCAGUAUUGUGCGAAUCCCACCUCAUGCGUGGCAGUACAAUCUAACGGCUAACAAGCUCUGACAAAAUUACAAAAUUGAAUAAAUGUACUUUGAGCUUUAAUGGUAGGCAAGAUAAUUAAUUAUUAUUAUUCAAGUACCAAAUUUACUCAUUUUUCACAAGACUUAUUGAGAGAAACAGGAAAUUAUUGACAAAUUUCCAAAUAUCCAAAAUGUCUAAACUACAAAAAAAUCUGGUGUGGUGCACUCACACAACUUUCCUUGCCGUUAUGGAAAAUGAUCCCCUGACGCUAGUGUUCCCGCGCAUCUCAAGUCUGCUAUUCAAAGAUUUGAGCCAGCUGGUGACAGGGCAAUAACGUUAAAGACACACGAGGUGUGCUAUCUCUUCAUAGUGAAUCAUUUGAUAGAAUCAACAGUUGCCAACAGUUUGCAAUUGGAUAAUCACAUUUUCUCGAACUUUGAGCUUUUUUUUAAUUUUAAGUGAAAAUGUUACUAAACAUUAGUUGUAGAGAUUCUCAUGCUGAAUCUCUUCCACUCGAAAUUUUUUGUUUAAAUUGUAUCUGAUGCCUGAUAAUUGGGAAACUAAAUUCAAACUUUGCAUAGAUGGGGCGGAGCUCCUGAAAAUUUUUAAAGAUAUGGGACUUGUGGCAGUUGAUAGAGCUUAUCAAUAACUAUUCUAGGUAUAAAUUUGAACAAAAUCGUUGGAGCCGUUCUCGAGAUAAUCGCGAAAAACACUGUUUUGACAACAUUUUCGCCAUUUUAGCCGCCAUCUUGAAUUUCAUUUGAUCGAAAUUGUUCGUGUCGGAUCCUUGUAUUGUAAGGACCUCAAGUUACAAAUUUCAAGUCAUUCCGUUGAUUGGGAGAUGAGAUAUCGUGUACACACACACACACACACACAUACAGACCAAUACCCAAAAACCACUUUUUUGGACUCAGGGGACCUUGAAACGUAUAGAAAUUUAGAAAUCGGGGUACCUUAAUUUUUCUCGGAAAGCAAUACUUUCCUUACCUAGGGAAAGGAAAGUAAAAAAUCUGUUGGGAAUGAUAGACAUGUGUUAAUUUCAUAUGAUUCAAAUGCUGAUAAAAUUAGAGAAUUAUAUUUCUUUCUUUUUUACUAGCAAAUUUUAUAAUCCAAUUUCAUUUCAAAUCUUAAAUUCUUAUCAAUCAAAUUUUGACGAAUAAUGUGAAUUUGUCAUUGUAAUUUCAAAUAAAAGAUGGCUUAUUUUAGUUGCUGUUUUAAUACAGAUAAGUCCCUAUAAUUCAUAAACUUACACUAUUUGCUGUUUAGACUUGAAAAUUCUAUAACUAAAGUAGAAGAACCUAUAAAAAUUGAAUUAAAAAAAAGAAUAAAUGAUAAGAAAUUGAACUGAAGUGAGUGUAAUACAGGCUACGCUUUUAUAUAAAUUCAUCCUGUUAUCAAUUGAGUAGACAACUAAGGAUCAGAGAAUUGCUUUGAAAUUCUGGGAUCUAAGACAGCAACUAUGCUACUGUAGUUGAAGAAAGAUAAACCUUCCCAGGUUGAAUUUCAAUUAUAUCAUGAAUUUGAAAAGCCAUUAGGAAACAUAAAAAUCUGUUAAGAAUAUUGCGAUGAGACCCUUGAAAGGUUUCCCAAAGUUUAAACACGUAGAAACCUAUCAAUAAAUUUUCAAAAAAUAUAUUUAAUCAAUAGCAUUAUAUUAGACGAUUCCUGGGUUCUUAUUCUAUUACUGGAGUUCUCCAAGACUCAAAUUAUAAUGUGAAUUACAUUGAAUUUUAGAUGUCACUCUGGAAUGUUUCAACCCUAUUAUAUUGAUAAAUUGUUUCACACAAGAUUGUGAGAAAUCAAUGAUAGGUGAGUUUGAUGAGCCAAAACCCCUAACUAUCUCAUUCUUCAGAUCUUCUUGACGAUAUAGUCUUCUAUAUUAUUCUCUUUGUAUAUUAUUUAUGUAACUAGCUGUGUGACUAUUAUAAACUUUAAAAAUUAUUUACCUAUUGUAAUAGUACUUAUAUGUAUAAUAAUAAUAAUGACAUUAAAAUGAAUCUUAAUGCUAUUUAAGAUUUGCAAAACUUUACAAAAAACCAAUGAAUAGAAUUGAAUCUAGUAUUAAUUGGAUAAUUCACUCAUUUGAUGAUAUUAAUUCAUAAAUAGGCCUAUAAUAAUUAUGUUAUAGUUCAUUGAAAAUUUUGGUAUGAAUAAUUUUUAUAUCCAUUCAAUAGCAAUUAGAGGGGUGCCUCCAAGGCCAAAAGGACGCACCCCCCCCCCGUAAAUAUACCAAAUUUAGUACUAGCCGCCCGUCUAGUAUUUAGCGGUCGUCAAUCGCUAUUUUAAAUAUUUGUAACUUUUUUUGAACCCCGAAAAAAUGUUUUGAACCCCUUCCCCCCUGUGGGCACCCCUGACAUUCAUCUAUCUAUGAAAAUAACAUAUAUGUUGCUAAUUUACCGCCUAAAAAUAUCGACGUGUUUCCAAACAUUUGUGUAGAUACUAUCAGUGCAAUCUUUCACAACAAUCAUUAAUGUUAGUAGGCUACUAUAUAAUAUUGAUGAUGACUAAAAUUUCUAUACUUCACAUUUGUAUUAUAGUGAUGAAAAUUAUUCGAUUCAGCUGGCCUAAAUUAGACUAUGUUUUUCUAAUAAUACCAUAGAUGAGAUAUUAUCUUUUGCCUAAUCUAUGAUAAAAAACUUUGGGAAACGUUAUUAUGGUAAUCUACCCACCUUAAACUCUUGUGAAUAGCUAUUAUCAUGAUCAUAAUUAAGAUUUAGAUUAAUAAUUAUAAGACUUAUCCAAAAUCGUUAAUGUAAAUUCAAACAUUAUGAACUUAUUCCAAGAUUGAAACACCAGUGUACCAGGAGUUAUACAUUUUGUUUCUUUAUUAUAAUUUUUUUGUCGUACCUUAUUUGCUAUAAGAUUGAAUAAGUUUAUCAUAAUGAAUAGAAAUUCAUUAUAUAUAGUGAGAAAUAAUUAUUUGUAACUAUGCCCACGUUAUUGUUAUUUAUUUUGUUGAUAAUAAAUAUUGAUCUUAAUUUUUAUGUUAUUUCUUUUUCACAUCAUCCUUUGUAAAGCUAUUCACAGGCUAUAAAAUGUGAGAAACUCCUCUUAAAAAUUCACGAGAAUGCCCGUUGUAAAAUAGAUUUUACAAAUAAAGC